Molecule: messenger RNA, 1131 nt
Organism: Xenopus laevis (African clawed frog)
Lineage: Eukaryota; Metazoa; Chordata; Amphibia; Anura; Pipidae
Gene: surf6.L
Product: surfeit 6 L homeolog
Exons: 5
Coding region: 81-1106 (341 amino acids)
Biological process (GO): ribosomal large subunit biogenesis; ribosomal small subunit biogenesis
Cellular component (GO): nucleolus; nucleus
Molecular function (GO): DNA binding; RNA binding
Source: RefSeq, marked provisional
CGUGAUUGCGGGGUGGUGUGUAGGUUGUAAGCUCUCCAGGGAAGGGGCCUGCUUCUAUUCGGCACUUGAGUGUGAAUAUAAUGGCUUCUUUGGCUAGCAAGGAUUCUUAUCUGCAAAAACUUGCCAAGAAAGUCUGCACACAGCCAAGUCAGGAGCCGCGGAAAAGAAAGAACGAAUUUAUAAAGAGAGAUGGAUCUGAAGAGCCUGGACAGCCAAAUAAAAAGAAGAAAAAGAAGCCCCGUAAUAAAAAAAUGAAGGCUCAAUCAGAUAAAAGAACUUGGAAUGUCCCGCAAAUAACAUCCAAUCCUCAAAAACUAGCCAAGAAUGGACAAACCCCCUCCAGUACAGGCACUGCUGCAAGUUCCUUCUCCACUGUGGAUAUUUUGAGGAAGCGACUACAGGAAAAGAUACAGGAGUCUCGUAGUCAGUUGUCCAAUAAAUCUCUUACCCCGGAGGAUGCUGAGAAGCGGAGGCAGCGCAGAAAGCAAGAACGAGAAAGGAAGAAGAGGAAGAGAAAGGAGCUAAAGAAGAAAGCAGCACAAGAACCAGAAGGGAAUGAGGUUAAGGACACUAAGGAAAGUCCAGAAACCACCAAGGAGAAGGACCCAGUACCAAUAGUGUUUAACAAUGUAGAAGUUAGUGAUGAACUGCCCAAUAAAGUGAUGCAAAAGAAAGCAAAGAAAGAAAGGGUGAAAGGAAACAUCACCCCAAUGACCGGGAAGAAUUACAAACAGUUGCUCAGCCGCCUAGAGGCCAGGAAAUGCAAGCUGGAAGAAUUAAGGGCAAAAGAUGAAGGCAAAGCCAAGGAGUUUGAAUCAAAGAUUAAGUGGACCAACGUCCUGUACAAGGCUGAAGGUGUGAAAAUCAAAGAUGACGAGGGAAUGCUGAAAGCUGCCCUGAAGCGAAAAGAGAAGAAGCAAAAACAAAGGGAGAAACGCUGGGACAAGCGCACUGAGCUGACUGCAGAUCGAAUGCAACAGAGACAGGAUAAGCGGCGCCGUAAUAUCAUGAAAAAGAAGCAGGCCAAGGUGGACAAAAAGAAAAACAGAGCGAGGAAGAAAGGUCGCAUCUUGCCUGAAGAUUUGGCCAAAGCUAAUUUCAAAUAAACGUGUAUGUAAAAAAAAAAAAAAA